AGGGAGAGAGAGAAUGAUGACUUUUGGCCUAAAAGCAUCCUUGCUCCUACUAGCUAUUCUCUUAUUCACAGAUUGUUUGCAUGUUCAAGGCCAGAACUGUAAGCCAAGCGGCAAGAUUAGGGGGAAGAAACCUCCUCCUGGAGAAUGCAACGACGGCAAUGACUCUGAAUGCUGUGAAGAAGGCAAGUUUUACACAACAUACAAGUGCUCUCCACAAGUAUCUAGCCAUACCAUGGGAUUCCUCACUCUCAAUGGCUUUGAUAAGGGCCAAGAUGGAGGUGCCCCAUCUGAAUGUGACAACCACUACCACUCUAAUGACAUUCCUAUUGUGGCACUGUCAACUGGGUGGUACAACAAAGGAAGCAGGUGCUUAAACAACAUCACCAUAACUGCUAAUGGGAGGAGUGUGGUGGCCAUGGUGGUUGAUGAGUGUGACUCUACUAUUGGGUGUGAUACAGACCAUGAUUAUCAGCCCCCAUGUGAUAACAACAUUGUUGAUGCCUCGAGAGCUGUGUGGAAAGCCUUGGGUGUGCCUGAUAACAAAUGGGGAGGGAUGGAUAUAACUUGGUCUGACGUUUGUCACCCAAGUGGCAAGAUUAGGGGUAAGAAACCCCCUCCUGGAGAAUGCAACCAAGGCAAUGACUCUGAUUGCUGUAAAGAAGGAAAGCUUUACACAACAUACAAGUGUUCUCCAACGGUAUCUAGUCAUACCAAGGCAUAUCUUACUCUUAAUGGCUUUGAGAAAGAUGAAGAUGGUGGUGCACCGUCUGAAUGUGACAAUCAGUACCACUCUGAUGACACACCAGUUGUGGCACUGUCAACUGGAUGGUAUAACAAAGGGAGCAGGUGCUUAAACAACAUCACUAUUACUGCUAAUGGGAGGAGUGUGGUGGCUAUGGUAGUCGAUGAGUGUGACUCAACUAUGGGAUGUGACAGUGACCAUGAUUAUCAACCUCCAUGUGCCAACAACAUUGUUGAUGCCUCAAGAGCUGUGUGGAAAGCCUUGGGGGUGCCUCGUGACCAAUGGGGAGGGCUUGAUAUCACUUGGACCAACGCUUAA
Vitis riparia (riverbank grape) is the source of this 1060-nucleotide messenger RNA. RefSeq lists its product as uncharacterized. The transcript has 2 exons. NCBI's taxonomy places the organism in Eukaryota, Viridiplantae, Streptophyta, Magnoliopsida, Vitales, Vitaceae. Bases 14 to 1060 code for a protein of 348 amino acids. The record is from RefSeq and is a predicted model, not a curated record.